AAAAAACAAUUGGCAAGGAAAAUAGCAAUUUUGCUUAAUUAAAAAAACGAUUUGCAAGUAAAACAAUUUUCUUUCAUAAAAAAAAUAUUUACUUUAAUUAAAAAAAGAUUUGCUGGUAAACAUAAACAUUCAAUUAAAUAAAAAUCGCAACUUUAUUAAAAAACAAUUGGCAAGUGUAAAAACAUUUGUCUUCAAGUUAAAACAUUUGGCAGUAAAAUAAAACAAACUUGCACUUAGAGCACCUGUAGUUCUCACUCUACGACGACAGGCGGAGCUGCUGAGUCCAUUUGAGGCCGCCAGAGCUCGAUUUAGAAUCAAGAUGAAGAAGAAUCCAUUUUUUGGCUGACCCCUACAGGACACAUUUAUAAUGACAUCCAUCUAUACUCAAAAUAAAAUAAUUAUAAACACUAAACAUUUCCUCAAAUGUCAUUUGGUAAUAAUAAUUGUAAUAAUUAUUUAUUUAGCCACUCGAAACUCAUAAGUUAGGCUUUUUUUUUUAAUUAUAAAGAGAAAAAAACGCCUCUUAUGAAAGCUGUUUGGUAAGGAGUUUGACCACGUGACCGCCUCAGCCUCUGAGCAAGGCACCGACAAGAAGAAUAAGUAGAAGCUGCUGCCUUUGACGGAGAUGAAAAAGGUUGUUUUUGGACUCUGACACAAGAAAAGAAAAAUCAUGUCUGCUUCGCGGACUAUUAUUUGUUUACUAAGGAACGACUUAAGACUGCACGACAACGAGCUGUUCCACUUUGCUGAGAAACACGCCGACCACAUGGUGCCGCUGUACUGCUUUGACCCCAGACAUUAUGUGGGAACGCACAACUUCAAGCUGCCAAAGACCGGACCUUUCCGCCUGCGCUUCUUGUUGGAAAGUAUCCAAGACCUGAGGAAGACCUUGGUCAACAAGGGAAGCAACCUGGUGGUGAGACGGGGCAAGCCAGAGGAAGUGGUGUCUGAGCUCAUCCAGCAGCUGGGCUCGGUCAGCGCUGUGGUUUUCCAGCAGGAGGUGACGUCCGAGGAGCUGGCGGUGGAGAAAGGCGUGAAGGAGGCGUGCGCCGGCAUGAAGGUGAAAGUGCACACCUGCUGGGGGUCCACGCUCUACCACCUGGACGACCUUCCCUUCCAGCACAUCACCAGGCUGCCUGACGUCUACACUCAGUUCCGAAAGGAAGUGGAAUCCAGAAGUCAGGUCAGGCCCGAGUUCCCGACCCCGGACCGCCUUAAGCCCCUCCCCCAGGGCCUGCAGGAGGGAGUCAUUCCCAGCAUGGCGGACCUGCAGCAGACAGAGCCUGCCAAGGAGCCUCGCUCCGCCUUCCCGUGCGCAGGCGGGGAAAGUCAGGCUGCGCUCAGACUCCAACAUUAUUUCUGGGACACGGAUGCGGUGGCGUCGUACAAGGAGACACGGAACGGACUGAUCGGCGUGGAUUAUUCCACGAAAUUUGCACCCUGGCUGGCCAUGGGCUGCCUGUCUGCCAGGUACAUCUACCAGCAGGUGCGCAGGUAUGAGAGGGAGCGCACGGCCAAUCAGAGCACGUACUGGGUCAUUUUUGAGCUCUUGUGGCGAGAUUACUUCAAGUUUGUGGCGCUCAAAUACGGAAAUCGUCUGUUUCAAGUCCAAGGACUUCAGGAUAAAUCCCUUCCCUGGAAACAGGACGUGGGUCUUUUCAGCGCAUGGAAAGAGGGACGCACCGGAGUCCCCUUUGUGGACGCCAACAUGAGGGAGCUGGCAGCCACGGGCUUCAUGUCCAACAGGGGGCGCCAGAACGUGGCGAGCUUCCUCACCAAGGACCUGGGCUUGGACUGGAGGAUGGGAGCCGAGUUCUUUGAGUACCUUUUGGUGGACCAUGACGUGUGCAGUAACUAUGGCAACUGGCUGUACAGCGCGGGCGUAGGAAACGACCCCAGAGAGAACAGGAAGUUCAACAUGAUCAAACAAGGCCUGGACUACGACCCUAACGGGGACUACGUGCGGCUCUGGGUACCCGAGCUGCAGAAAAUCCCGGGGUCUGACGUCCACACGCCGUGGACCCUCAGCACGGCGGCGCUGGCCCACGCCGACGUGUCCCUCGGCCGGACGUACCCCUCCCCCGUCGUCGUGGCGCCCGAGUGGAGCCGACACGCCAACAAGAGAGCGGGCGGCGGCGCGGCGAGAGGCACGAAAGGUCCGUCGCACACGCCCAGACAGCGUCGGGACCGAGGCGUCGAUUUCUAUUUCUCCAGGAGCAAAAACCUGGAAAUCCAAUUUUUUUCCUUCCUGCCUGGCUCCUUUUUGUUUGUUUUCACUACAGCAGCGAUCGAUUCGCUCAACAAUCCUCCGUUUGCAACACUCGCAGCGUGGGCUCAUUAAAGGAGCGCCACGAGUUUCAUGAUCAAUCGAAUAACAGGACAGAGUUGGACGGACAUGAAGACGACAGAAAAGAUAUCUCUGCCAAAAAUGCAAACUUUGUGUAAAUAUCUUGACAAAUACGAGAUUAUUAUAUAUAGUAAAGAAGAGCAGGCAGCAGCUCACACAUUCUCAUACUUUCUGUAACAUCCAGGAAGAAAUGUCAGCCAUCUUGAAAAAUGUCUUGACUAUAAUCUACGUCAGGGGAGUCCAAACUUUUUCCACAAAGGGCCGCACACUGACGAGUCUAAGCAUGCGGGGCCCGUUUUGAUAUUUUAUUUUGUAAAAAAACUAUCUAAAACAGACAUAAAUUUACAGACGAAACAAUGUGUUUACUUUGUAUGAAUUAUUAGUAUUAAAUUAGCUACCAUAUUUGCUUAUUAUCGCCCACUCCCUCUCCAUGUGAGACAGGCCCCUUCUUUGGCUAUUUUUAAGACCCUUAAAACCCAUUUUAAUUCACUGGCUUUUAACCCAGCAUGAGACUUUAAACUGUUUUUAACGGUUUUUAACUUUUUAAAUGCUUUUUAUCUAACAAAUUGUUCUUAGGGUAUUUUGUAUUUGCUUUUUUAAUGUGUAUUUUACUUCUGUUUUAAAUGUUAUUUUUCAGUUUGUCCUUUGCCUCUAUUUCUUUGUGGUGUACAGCCCUUUUUUCUUCAACUGUGCUUGUUUUUAAAGGGCUUUAUAAAUAAAGUUGGUAUGGU
Entelurus aequoreus (snake pipefish) is the source of this 3078-nucleotide messenger RNA. Its product is annotated as cryptochrome DASH-like. NCBI's taxonomy places the organism in Eukaryota, Metazoa, Chordata, Actinopteri, Syngnathiformes, Syngnathidae. The coding region runs from base 671 to 2341 and encodes 556 amino acids. Gene Ontology annotation, molecular function: FAD binding; deoxyribodipyrimidine photo-lyase activity; damaged DNA binding. Gene Ontology annotation, biological process: photoreactive repair. The transcript is spliced from 15 exons. The record is from RefSeq and is a predicted model, not a curated record.